ACACAACUCUCUCAAGCUCAUCCACGUCAAGGGUUAGGAAUGUGCCACGUAAUGGGGCACGUAAACUGCUGGGUGUGAUCGUGUGCAAGUUCACCGAAUAUUCUGUACCACCCAAUUUGAAUGAUUCGUUUUAUGGUAAGCAUAGGCAAUGAGGCAAAGCAAAACAACCCCCGAAGACUCAAGCACCACCUACCCUACGGUUCCUCUUAAGCCCCUCAUUUUUUUUUUUUAAUUUUUUGGUUCUUGCUGAUUCUAAAUAGUUUCAAUUUCUCUCUCUCUCGACGAGAAUUGAGAAUCCUAAUAAUAUUCAAAUUUAAUGGCUAAUUUGCCCUCUGAAUUGUCGAAGUCGUUGUUUCCUCUUAUUUUGAUCCGAUUCGAUUCCGGCGAUCUCAUAUUCUCAAAACGCUCUCAUCCUCAAAUUAUCAGUCAGCCGUGUGUGUUUGUCUGACACAGAUAGAAAGUAGGAGCCGUCACGUACUCAGAGAUAUGGGAAAACAAAAAGAAAAAAAAAACACAGGUAAUUCUCAGCGCAAAAAUGCUGCGAUGUUCGAAAGCGAGGAUGAUAAUAGUAGUGUGAGUUCGUCAUCGACUGUUCGUUCUGAUCGUGUGUCCGUUUUGGGGAACGAAGAAAUGCAAAUUGAUAAAGAUAGUUUACUUGACCAAGCUCUCGAUGCCUUGUUCGAGAAGAGGGGUUCUACGAGAGAAAAAGCAUUGCGGUCGAUUCGUGAAGCUUUCAAUAACAACCUGCAGCAUGAGUUUGUGGAAAAGAAAUUUGCCACUUUACUUCAUCAAUGUCUGAAUUCCUUUAAACGAGGUUCUGCCCAAGAGAUAUCUUUGGCAUGUCGUGUCAUUGGAUUGUUGGCUUUGACCGUGGGGCAAGGGGAUAAUGCACAUGAAAUACUGGAGGACUCGGUCCCUCCUCUUACACAGGCUCUCAAGUCUGGGUCUGAAUCUUCAAAGAUAUCGUUACUGGAGUGUUUGGCGGUUAUCACUUUUGUUGGUGGCAAUGAUCCGGAGCAAACAGAGAGAUCGAUGCAAAUUAUGUGGCAAGUAGUUCAUCCAAAGCUGGGCUCCAAUGUAGUUGCAGUCAAACCAUCAGCAGCAGUCAUAACUGCAAUGGUGUCUUCAUGGUCCUUUCUUCUAACAACCAUAGAGGGAUGGAAACUUAAUCCUAAAGAUUGGCAAGAGUCAAUAUCAUAUUUAUCCAGUCUGCUAGACAAGGAUGAUCGGUCGGUACGGAUUGCUGCUGGUGAAGCACUGGCUUUAAUUUUUGAGAUAGGUAGUUUAGAGAAGUUCUCUAUUGAAGCUAAGGGCUCAAGUGAUGGAUCAACCCAAGAUGGAAGUAGACCUCGGGAAUUUGUGCAAAUACAAGGAUUGAAGGCGAAAAUUAUAAAUCAAGUAAGAAACCUUUCAGCUGAGGCAGGUGGUAAAGGCUCUGCUAAGAAAGAUCUUAACAGCCAACGGAAUCUGUUUAGGGAUAUAUUAGACUUUUUUGAGAAUGGUUAUUGCCCUGAAAGUUCUAUGAAGAUUGGUGGGGAACCAUUACAGACAUCUACAUGGUAUCAACUGAUACAGCUGAACUUUUUGAAGCACUUUCUUGGUGGAGGAUUUGUUAAGCACAUGCAGGAAAAUGAAUUCCUUCAUGACGUAUUUGGGUUUACUCCUAAGAAGAAAUAUCUUGUGGACAAUGAACAUCGUUUAUCUAGCGGGGAGAAGAGGAUGUACAGGUCACCAAAUUCAGUGGUCAACAAAGCAAGAACACAGCUGCUUAACAAGCAGCGAAUGUUAUCAGAGGGUAAGAAUAUUGGCCACUAUGCAGUUAACAUGGGUGAUGAGGAAGCUUAGUCCUACACCUGGCAGGAGACCAUUUGUAGUGGCCGCCUGUUGUUAAAUUAGAUACAAGUUCCAUUUAUCAAAUAGAAGCUCAUAAAUAGUCCUCGUUUAUUAUUUUUUAGUUGGUGGGUUUGGAUACACCUGCGAUUAGUGAUGGUGAUGUUGUAAUUUAAACAUUGAAGAGUCUGUUUUGCCUUGUACCGGAAGCGUCAAUCAAGAAUGCUACUGCUUUUCUAAUGUCAUGGAAAAUUUGUUUUAAGAAUUUGGGGUAGGUUUUAGUUUUCUGCAUCAUGUAAUUCCGAAAUAUGGAGCCAGGGCCGGUUAUUGUGAGGCCCAAAGUAAAAGUUAUAAUUUAUUUUUAAAAAUAUAUAAUAUUUUCUACAUUUACUUCUUUAA
This is a messenger RNA of Ziziphus jujuba (common jujube), 2229 nucleotides long. RefSeq lists its product as uncharacterized. Bases 487 to 1845 code for a protein of 452 amino acids. The transcript is spliced from 13 exons. NCBI's taxonomy places the organism in Eukaryota, Viridiplantae, Streptophyta, Magnoliopsida, Rosales, Rhamnaceae. The record is from RefSeq and is a predicted model, not a curated record.